This is a messenger RNA of Sclerotinia trifoliorum, 1756 nucleotides long. The record is from the annotation of a GenBank genome assembly. NCBI's taxonomy places the organism in Eukaryota, Fungi, Ascomycota, Leotiomycetes, Helotiales, Sclerotiniaceae.
AGGCACUGAAUGCUUAUAUAACCAAUUCACUAAUGAAUGACUCCCAUUGGAUAAGUCUCUUGUAGCCAGUCACACACCCGUAUUCUAUGCACGCUUACCCAAUUUAAAUCAAUCAUAUCGUUGAGCUUCGCUCCUGCGCCCCGCCUUCUCUUGCCACAAAACACACGACCCCCGUCUAAUUUAAACAACAAAUCCAAACUGCUUUCUGACACUACAACACUACAUAACCCUUCCAAAACCAAACAACUUCUAAAUAACCCCACCUUGAAAGUCGAACUCGAAAUCCCAAAACGAAAUCCAAAUCAAUCUAUUAAAUUCUUUAAUAAGUUUUACACCCUUUCCAUCACUUUGAACAGAAUUCCAGUCCCAAAGACACCAGGCACACUCGAGUUUAUGUCCAUCGAAAACCUCAAGACGAUCGGUAUGCGCCCUUACUUUCCCCCUUUUAUCUCUUCACUUCGCGGAGCAGCCAUAUCAGAAUAAUACUUCCUGGCACUUCCUUUAUCGACAUACCUGCUACCGACUUGUUUCUAUGCUCAUUUUUGACCGCUCGUGCCACCUUCACUAAUAUAUCUCUUGUAGACUCCUUCGCUGAAGCCGAUGCCGCCGGAGAUCCAGGACCAAACCAAGGCUCAGGGGAGACAAAGUCGCCGUUGAAAGCGAACGAUUCCUCCCCUACUGCAAACCUCAAGCUAGCAAAGUCCGCAAAGGCUGCUCCUGGUGGAACUCAAAUUGAGAACUUGAAAGUCUUCGGUGAGAUAACCGUUCCCGUCCUCGUGGCACAUUCUCAUCAUUGAAUAUUGAUGAAAUCAAUUACAUUUCGACUUGGAUCGUUUGGUGUUAUAUGAAUAAUUAUAUUGGGAAUAAAUUCUAACUUGUGCAUAUUUAGAUCCCUUCGCUGAAGCCGACGAAGAACCUGGAGACCAAAAGGCCGCAGAAUAUAUUCAUAUUCGUAUUCAACGUAUGUCGACUUUGUUCAGCUGUCCACAUCCCUUGCAAUUACCUGGCUAUAAAAGGAAAGGCUUGUACGUCAGUCACUAACUCUUUAUGAUUACAGAGCGUAAUGGUCGUAAGACUUUAACCACUGUUCAAGGACUUCCAAAGAAAUUUGACCAGAAGAAGAUCCUUAAGGUUAUUAAGAAGAAAUUCGGUAAGUUCAUUAUGCAACCUCACACUCUGAGAUGUUGGUUGCUAAUUCUGCGAUGUAACAGCUUGCAAUGGCACCAUUGUCAACGAUGUCAUCAUGGGCGACGUGAUCCAGCUCCAAGGAGACCAGCGCAAAGAUGUGCAAGAAUUCCUCACAGGCAAAGAAGGCUUAGAGCUCGAAGCCAAGACCAUCAAGGUAACAUAACAUUAGCUCCAAUCAUUCAUCAGAAUCCAUCUAACCAAGUUGAACAUUAGGUCCACGGUUUCUAAAAUCCGCAACCACAGGUCCCGAGCCAUCGCAGUCCCGUAAGCUUCCAUCACCAUAUGUGGUUGCUUGCUCAAUCCAAACCUUGCUGCGAAUGACCUCACAAACAUGUGGGCGAGACAGUCCCCAUCAUUCCCCGCAUCUACGCAGAAAGCGCUAGGUGAUACAAGGGAGGGCUUUGCAGAUGGAUGCUCCAACUUUGCUAGUUUAGCAGGGUCUUCAUUCUCUUUAUUUCACUAGUCAGAUCAGGUUACUUAGUGCACCUGGCUGUAAAUUUCGGUACGCCUCAUGACAUAGUUAAAUGUCUAAUCAUACACGGCCUAUCCGUUCCCAUUGUGUUUCAGU